GCCGCGCAAUGGGCCUAUUGCUGGUUUCCAGUAGUAAGCUGCCUGGCAGCGGGGGGGGUGACUGUUAGCCUUCACACUGGACGUGCAGGGGACAUGUUUGCACACACUGAAGCCGCAGUGGAGUCGCACUUGACUUAGCCUGAAGAACCUUAUCUGCUCACUGACGUCAUGGGCGCAGAGCUGAAGGUCUAUUUGUGUGUUGUUGUCAAACAAGCUGACCGAGGAUCUCUCCGGUAUAACAUGUCUACAGCAGCACAGCCUCUAACUGUAAACACCAGGACACCCCCGCCAUGUCCACCACCUGACAACACGUUAUCUAACCGCACAUGCAGUGAAAACACAGAAGAGCUCUUGUCUUUGGCGAAGAGGAAGAGGGUGGAUUCAGGGGAUCAGGAAGAGCCGGUCAGCAAACCUGCAGCUUCUACCGACUCUGAGACGUCCGAUAGUGAUGACGAGUGGACUGUGGGUGGCACCAAAGGCAAGAAGAAGGUUAAGCAAGGGAAGGGGUCUGAGAAGAAGAACGCUACAAAGAAGAAGGUUAAUAAAGCGACUGCGUCCGGCAGCUCAGAUGGAGACAGCUCAGCGGAGAGCUCUGCACCAGAGGAGGGUGAGGUGUCUGACUCCGAGAGCAACAGCUCUUCCUCCAGCUCCGACUCGGACUCCUCGGAGGACGAUGUGUUCAGGGACGGUUAUGACGACGACUUGAUGGGAGACGCGGAGGACAGAGCUCGCCUGGAGCAGAUGACGGAGAAGGAGCGGGAGCAGGAGCUCUUCAACAGAAUCGAGAAGAGAGAGGUGCUGAAGAGACGUUUUGAAAUCAAAAAGAAGCUGAAGACGGCAAAGAAGAAGGAGAAGGAGGAGAAGAAGAAGAAGCAGGAGGAAGAACAAGAGAAGAAGAAGCUAUCUCAGGUUCAAGACACACAAGUGGUCAUGUCGCACAACAAGGAGAGACGAUCCAAGCGCGAUGAAAAGCUGGACAAGAAGUCUCAGGCCAUGGAGGAGCUCAAAGCUGAGCGUGAGAAGAAGAAGAACCGAACAGCGGAACUGCUCGCCAAGCGCCAGCCUCUGAAGACGAGCGAGGUGUACUCUGACGACGAGGAGGAAGAGGAGGAAGACGACGACAAGUCAUCCGUCAAAAGCGAUCGGAGUUCCCGUUCAUCGUCUUACGACGACGACGACAAAGAAGAAACUCCUCCCAAGUCGCAGCCGGUGUCGCUGCCGGACGAGCUCAACAGGGUGCGGCUGUCCCGACACAAGCUGGAGCGCUGGUGCCACAUGCCCUUCUUUGCUAAGACUGUGACUGGCUGCUUCGUGAGGAUAGGGAUCGGGAACAGCAGCAGCAAACCAGUUUACAGGGUGAGUCACAGGACGGGUCACAGGGUGAGUUACAGGACGGGUCACAGGGUGAGUCACAGGACGGGUCACAGGGUGAGUCACAGGACGGGUCACAGGGUGAGUUACAGGACGGGUCACAGGGUGAGUCACAGGACGAGUCACAGGGUGAGUCACAGGACGGGUCACAGGGUGAGUCACAGGACGGGUCACAGGGUGAGUCACAGGACGGGUCACAGGGUGAGUCACAGGACGGGUCACAGGGUGAGUUACAGGACGGGUCACAGGGUGAGUCACAGGACGGGUCACAGGGUGAGUCACAGGACGGGUCACAGGGUGAGUUACAGGACGGGUCACAGGGUGAGUCACAGGACGGGUCACAGGGUGAGUUACAGGACGGGUCACAGGGUGAGUCACAGGACGGGUCACAGGGUGAGUUACAGGACGGGUCACAGGGUGAGUCACAGGACGGGUCACAGGGUGAGUUACAGGACGGGUCACAGGGUGAGUCACAGGACGGGUCACAGGGUGAGUCACAGGACGGGUCACAGGGUGAGUUACAGGACGGGUCACAGGGUGAGUUACAGGACGGGUCACAGGACGGGUUACAGGGUGAGUCACAGGACGGGUUACAGGGUGAGUCACAGGACGGGUCACAGGGUGAGUUACAGGACGGGUCACAGGACGGGUUAUAGGACGAGUCACAGGACGGGUCACAGGGCGAGUAACAGGACGAGUCACAGGGUGAGUCACAGGGCGAGUCACAGGACGAGUCACAGGACGAGUCACAGGGUGAGUCACAGGACGGGUUACAGGACGGGUUAUAGGACGAGUCACGGGGCGAGUCACAGGACGGGUCACAGGACGGGUCACAGGACGGGUUAUAGGACGAGUCACGGGGCGAGUCACAGGACGGGUCACAGGACGGGUUAUAGGACGAGUCACGGGGCGAGUCACAGGACGGGUCACAGGACGGGUCACAGGACGGGUCACAGGACGGGGGUCGAGCGAUGAUGAAUAGUGAUAUAUCACGAUCUCUGUAGAAGAAGAAAAAUCACCUCUGACUUUGUUUAUUUUGUUUUUGGUAAAGAAUAAAAUAAGAAAUGACUUUAUUAUAUUUCACGUGUAUAUGUUUGUCAUUGUCUGCAUUAUAUGCAAAUAACAACUUCUAAAUAGUUUUAGUGAACUACAGAAGUAUUUCUAAAGAGAUAAAGUUAGAUUUUAUUUCCCCUUGUUGUUGAAAGGUUGCUGAAAUUGUGGACGUGGUAGAGACGGCGAAGGUUUACCAACUUGGAACAACACGAACAAACAAGGGAUUACAACUAAGGCACGGCGGCGACACGCGGGUCUUCAGGCUUGAGUUUGUAUCAAACCAGGAGUUUAUGGAGAGCGAGUUCAUGAAGUGGAAAGAGGCGAUGGUUGUUGCUGGAAUGCAAGUACCAACUCUCGAUGAAAUCACCAAAAAGGAGCAGUCCAUCAAAGAGGCGCUGAAUCACAAGUUCAAUGACAAAGACAUAGAGGACAUUGUUAAAGAGAAGGACAGAUUCCGAAAAGCGCCCCCGAAUUACGCCAUGAAGAAAACGCAGUUACUCAAAGAUAAGGCCAUGGCAGAAGAGGUCGGAGACGGAGACAAAGUGAAAUCGAUCCAGGAUGAGCUGAACGAGCUGGAGGAACGAGCUGAAGCGCUCGACAGACAGAGGACCAAGAGCAUCUCCGCCAUCAGUUACAUCAACCAGAGGAACAGAAGCUGGAACAUCGUGGAGUCUGAGAAAGCUCUCGUGGCUGAAGGACAAAAUGCCAAACACCAGCAGAUGGACCCUUUCACACGAAGACAGUGCAAACCCACGAUGGUGUCUAACGCCAGAGACCCGUCGGUACACGCUGCUAUUCUCGCUCACCUGAACCAGAAGUACGGCUCCGGGUCAGCACAAGAUCUUGACGAUGAGAACAACACACUGGGUCAACCUAACUCGAAAGACAAAGAUGGCCUGAAGCCGAACACCGACCUCUCAGAGGACUUGUUUAAAGUUCAUGAUUUUGACGUAAAGAUUGACCUCCAGGUUCCCAACGCAGAGGCAAAGUCUUUGUCCGUGAGCUCUAACGCGCUGCCGGUGAAGGACGGCGCCCCCCGCCGGUCCCUCAACCUGGAAGACUACAAGAAGAGGAGGGGGCUGAUCUGAUGUGGCAGUCCAUCGUUCAGUAACCACAUUGCAUGUGUAAUGGGCUGUGCAGGAGAGAGAGUGUGUGUGUGUGUGUGUGUGUGUGUGUGUGUGUGUGUGUGUGUGUGUGUGUGUGUGUGUGUGUGUGUGUGUGUGUGUGUGUGUGUGUGUGUGUGUGAAUGACGUGUAUGUAUCUGAAUGUUGAUCCAACAGACUGUUUAUUCGGAGGAAAUACUGAUUAGAGCGAAGACAACAUUUCCCUCAAAGGAGAUCUCUCAGAAGAUAUUUGUUGUUUUGUUAUUUUUGCAUUUUCCCACACAAACUUGUAUAUUGAGUUGUGUUUUUUUUAUGUAUUUAACUCCCCCCCUCCCCCCUCUUUUGGAUCUUCUGGAGUCGACUUCAUGUGUGUCUCUUUUUGUCUGAAGGACGCAGCGCUUGGGGAUUAAUACCUUGAACAAGGACACUAUUUUAGAAGACGUAGAUUAUUGAGGCAUUUUGAAAUUACUGGACUGGAUAUCUAACAGUCGACCAGCGUGUCCCCCCCCCCCACAUGUGUGAUCACCUGCCCUUGAAGUCCAUCCUGAAUUUUAACAGCCUUGUGAUGAUUAUUUUCCCGCGGAGUGUAGAUGAUCCCAUCUCUGACUCGACGUGACGCCGGCCUCCGCGACCAAUAUGAAAAGUUCAGUUUCGUGUCAACUGGACAUUUCUUACUUUUUAUCACAGUCUUUGAAACGACCCGAUUUAAGAGGAACCUUUUUCUAUGACUGGCCUGGUUAUAAAAGUUGUUGCUUCGUUUCUGUUUCUCUUUGUUGGUGGUUCGUGGGAUAACUUCCCUGCCCUUAACUCCCAGAGCAGAUUCUAUGUGUUAUCGAUUGUGUCCAUAGUCAGUUCCUGUAUUGAUGUGGCAUGCCAUGUAAAUAUGCAUUUUGGAGUGAGUGCGGAAAAAAUAAAGAGGCACUGUUUCAUAACU
Cottoperca gobio is the source of this 4461-nucleotide messenger RNA. RefSeq names its product RTF1 homolog, Paf1/RNA polymerase II complex component (gene rtf1). Gene Ontology annotation, cellular component: Cdc73/Paf1 complex. The record is from RefSeq and is a predicted model, not a curated record. The coding region runs from base 169 to 2346 and encodes 725 amino acids. Gene Ontology annotation, molecular function: RNA polymerase II C-terminal domain phosphoserine binding; DNA binding. NCBI's taxonomy places the organism in Eukaryota, Metazoa, Chordata, Actinopteri, Perciformes, Bovichtidae. The transcript has 18 exons.